AUUAUAGAAGUUUUUGAAAUCAUAAUAUGGAAUGGUAUUUUAGAAAUUAAUUACAGUUAUGUAUAUUUGUUUAUUUAGUUAGUCCGAGUGGAAUAAGACGAAAUGGAAGAACGAGCAUCAGCAAUUGAAAGAUUUUCAAAAUGCAUUGAAACAGCUGAAACCUUUGUAGCCGAUAUGCUCGCACAAUUCAAUUGGAGUAGAGAUUCAUUAAAGGAAACCAGCAAGAUUGCAUCAAAACCUAAAAAAGAACCGAAAUUCGAGUUUCAACAAUCAUGCUUAAAAGCGAACGAUCCUUAUUCGGUUAGAAUUGAUCAAACCACGCAAGAAGCAAUAAUAAAUAACACAGCUCUUGAUGAUAAAACUAGCCAUGAGAUUGACUCAUUGCAUAACGCAAGAUACAUUCCUUCAAGCUUUGAGGAUCUGGUAACGAAUUUUACUGCAGAGGAUAGACUAGCUAUUUAUCAAUAUGUGAUAGAUAAAACCCCAAAGACGAAUCAUGUUGCCGAAAUUGAAAUGAGGUUUAAGAAAAAAGAUAAAGAUGAAAAACCUACGUCGCUAGCCGAAAUUGCGGCCUACCGAAGGGAGACGCGUCGUCGAAACCCAAAAUAUCGAGUAGCUAAAAACCCCCUCAGUUACAAGGAGGAAAUCGCACAAUUGAUACAGCUGCAAACUGAAACUAUGGCCGAGUAUCUCAACCAAUCCAAGUCGAGCAAAAAGGGUCGAAAGUAUGAAUUGAAGGAAACAAACGAUAAACACCGUAAACGAACCAAGCGAUCAAAGUCACGGGAUCGACAAUCGUCGCGUGAUCAUAGAAAGAGAAGUAGAAGAGAUUAAAACAGCAUUUAGGAAUGUCUAUGAUGGUUACGUGAUCAUCACUAGGUUAAAUGAAAGAA
Uranotaenia lowii is the source of this 893-nucleotide messenger RNA. RefSeq lists its product as uncharacterized. The transcript is spliced from 4 exons. The record is from RefSeq and is a predicted model, not a curated record. The coding region runs from base 103 to 834 and encodes 243 amino acids. NCBI's taxonomy places the organism in Eukaryota, Metazoa, Arthropoda, Insecta, Diptera, Culicidae.